GAACACUCUCCUCCUUACCUUUUGUAAACACCAAUUUUAUUUGCAUUUCCAAACACAACAGCAACGAAAUCUCUUUUUAAGGAAAAAAAUUACUAUGGCUUAUGUCCUCAAGACACAACAGGACCUCGAACUCUCCGGAAAGAAACGAAACGACCGAGAUGAUGAAGAUGGAGACGCCAUGGUUUCAAAGAAAUCUUCACUGACUCCCACUCAAGCGGAUCCUGCAGCAGCACUGGCAUGCAUCCGACACGAAUUUGGGGAGCACGGCGGAGUGAACAUGUCAAUCGAGGCCUCCGCCACUUUCACCGUCAUGGAACCAGAUACCAUGAGACGUAUAUUUUCCGGAGAACUGGGACCGGAAAAUGACUUCUUCGUUUACAGCCGACACUUUAACCCCACCGUCCUCAACCUCAGCCGCCAGAUGGCUGCUCUCGAAGGCACACAAGCCGCCUACUGUACCUCAAGCGGUAUGUCGGCGAUCUCGUCGGUGUUGCUGCAACUAUGCAGCAGUGGGGGACACGUGGUUGCUUCAAAGACACUCUACGGAGGAACACAUGCUUUGCUCUCUCAUUUCUUGCCACGAACUUGCAACAUAACCACGUCCUUUGUCGACAUAACGGACCACUCCGCGGUAGCAGACGCGAUCGUCGAGGGUAAGACACAGGUCCUCUAUUUUGAGUCGAUGGCCAACCCAACGCUGACUGUGGCCGACACACCUGAGCUGAGUCGUAUGGCACACGAGAAAGGCGUGACGGUGGUGGUGGACAACACAUUCACCCCCAUGGUGUUAUCUCCAGCCAAGUUUGGAGCAGAUGUGGUGGUUCACAGUAUCUCAAAGUUCAUUAGUGGUGGGGCAGACAUCAUCGCAGGGGCCGUGUGUGGGAGCGAGAAGCUGGUGAAAGGGAUGAUGGAUCUGCGUGGUGGGUCUCUAAUGCUGUUGGGUCCCACAAUGAACGCCAAGGUGGCCUUUGAGCUCUCCGAGCGGAUCCCUCACUUGGGCCUCCGCAUGAAAGAGCACAGCCGUAGGGCCCAAGUUUAUGCAGAGAGAAUGAGGGAGUUGGGAAUGAAAGUGAUAUACCCUGGCCUCAAGGACCACCCGCAUCACAAGCUGGCCACAAAAAUGGUGAACCGAGAAUACGGAUACGGAGGGUUGUUGUCAAUAGACAUGGAGACGGAGGAAAGAGCCAACAAGCUCAUGACGUAUCUUCAAAACGCCACCCAGUUCGGACUCAUUGCCGUCAGUUUGGGUUACUACGAGACACUCAUGUCCUGCUCUGGUAGCAGCACCAGCAGCGAGCUCGACUCCUCUCAAAAGGCAGCCGCAGGUAUAUCUCCUGGCCUUGUACGAAUGUCUGUGGGCUAUGCGGGUACAUUGGAGCAGAAGUGGACACAAUUCGAGAAGGCUUUCCUGAGAAUGUAAUGCCGUCUAUAUUGUAUAAUGUGGCCAAUAUUCUGUCUCUAAUUUGUAAGCUCACAAUGUUUCAUAUAUGCAUUUGGAUCUUUAAUUUUUGGCAUAUUUACAUACUCAAAUUUUUGGUUUGAAACCUCAACUUAAAUAUUUU
Molecule: messenger RNA, 1562 nt
Organism: Eruca vesicaria subsp. sativa (arugula)
Lineage: Eukaryota; Viridiplantae; Streptophyta; Magnoliopsida; Brassicales; Brassicaceae
Source: the annotation of a GenBank genome assembly